GGGUGUGCCCCGAUACCGUGCAGGUUUGAUGACACACGCAGCGCCACUUUGCUGCCUCUCUCACACACCGGAGAGUCAUGGGGAAGACAGGUGGAAGAGGCGACUUUGAAUGGGUCUACACCGACCAGCCGCACACCUCCAGGAGAAAGGAGAUUUUAGCCAAGUACCCACAGAUCAAGUCUCUGAUGGGUCCAGACCCCCAGUUGAAGUGGGUGGUAUCAGGCAUGGUCCUAACCCAGCUCCUGGCCUGCUACCUGGUCCGCGACCUCUCCUGGAAGUGGAUCUUCUUCUGGGCUUAUGCCUUUGGAGGCUGCAUCAACCACUCCCUGACUCUGGCUAUCCACGACAUCUCUCACAAUGUGGCCUUCGGCAACAAGCUGGCGAAGUGGAACCGCUGGUUUGCCAUGUGGGCCAACCUGCCCAUCGGACUGCCCUACUCUGCCUCCUUUAAGAAGUACCACGUCGACCACCACCGGUAUCUGGGAGGGGACCAGCUGGAUGUUGACAUCCCUACAGACUUUGAAGGAUGGUUUUUCUGCACCCCUGCUAGGAAGGUCCUCUGGCUCUUCCUCCAGCCAUUUUUCUACGCCCUGCGUCCAUUAGUGGUCAAUCCUAAACCAGUUGGUCAGCUGGAGAUCCAGAAUGCAGUAGUUCAGCUUACAGUAGAUCUAAUUAUCUACUAUUUGUGGGGGUUGAAGCCUAUUGUUUACCUAAUUGCAGGAUCUAUCUUGUGCAUGGGACUACAUCCUAUCUCUGGACAUUUCAUAGCUGAGCAUUACAUGUUUCUGAAAGGACACGAGACUUAUUCUUACUAUGGACCACUGAACUUGAUCACCUUCAAUGUCGGGUAUCACAUGGAGCACCAUGACUUCCCCAGCAUACCUGGCAGUAAACUACCUCAGGUGAAGGAGAUAGCAGCAGAGUAUUACGACUCCCUUCCCCAACACACUUCCUGGAGUCGGGUUUUAUGGGACUUUGUGUUUGACGACAGCAUCGGACCCUAUGCCAGAAUCAAAAGGGAGUACAAGUUAAGCAAGAAGGAAUAGAUCUUUAACAAUUAUACUUUCUACUAAACAGAAAUGUGAAUUUGUUAAAUAUCCGUUUACUACAAAGAAAAGUCCUCAUAUUCUUUAAGUUCUUUUUCCACACAGUGUGAUGUUGUCACUGUAGAGUGUUUGACGUCUUCAUCUAAUCAGUCCAGUUACUGCAUGGUAAAUGAAUGUUCACUUUUUGAGUGCAUAAGUACACCAUUUACAGAGAUUAAUUUCAGUGUAAGCAGCUGAAUAGUUCUGCUUUUCUGUCCUUUAUUCAUGCCUGUGUUCCUGCUAUAAACAGGUGGUUCAUUGUCGUGAUAUAAUGAUGACAUUUCCUUGCAGCCUCAUAGAGAAGGGCAAAAUAAUGAUGGAAAGCUACUAGUUCCUCUUCUGUAACUGGAAACAAUUUCUAGGCAUUCUCACGAGAUUUUACAGAGAUGUCAUUACCUCCUGCAGUUUCCUGCCUGUACACAGUAUUCAGGCUUCAUAAGCAUUUCUAAAUGUGAGAAUCCAAACACUCAACAUCUCUCAGUUACCUAAUACAAUUUCACAUCCAUCAUGCGGAACAGUGCUGAGGUGGAAAAUGAGCAAUGAAACUUACCUGCCAGUAAGAGGAGCCUUUUCUUCAGUGAUGCCUCAUUCUGCUUAAUGCAGCUCCAUCGUGCUGUAAACAGUGUGAUUACAUCUACAGGGGGCGGACAAAAUAACAGAAACAAUGCAGUAAAAUGCAAAAAAGUAGCUCUUUAGGAAAUCUGAUGAGGUUUAAAUGUUUGGUGAAGUUUUAAGACCACUAGUGUUGUUGAAUGAGCACGUUUAAUUUUAAAGCUUGUAAUUUCUGAUGCUUGUGAAAUAUUCCAUUUAAUCUGCAUUUCUGACCAUUUCUCAUCCAGUUUUGCUAUCUCUUCAUGACUUCAUGAGGUUGCAACGUGAAUUAUUUUUGGAGUGUUGCACCUGAAGCAACGUCUUGCAAUCACAUAUUAAGCCUCUGAAAUAACAACAACAGCAAAACAGCAUUAGGGGAGCAAAGAGGAGCAGUGGUGGCAAGCCACUACAAACCACAAAUCAACACUUUAGAACAACAUUUUUUCAAGCUUUACUAAGCGGGCCUACUGUAUUGUGCAGUGUUGCUCUUAUUUUGUCCACCCACUGUGUGUGUUGAUUGACAAGCAUGGUCACGUUUCUAUUGUUUCUAUUUAAAUGACUGUACUAUAGAUAUAGAUGUAUAAAUAAAGUCUUUAUAAGAGGAAACUGCUAUAAAAAAUAUGAGUGUG
This is a messenger RNA of Amphiprion ocellaris (clown anemonefish), 2305 nucleotides long. It is a transcript of the gene degs2, whose product is annotated as delta(4)-desaturase, sphingolipid 2. The record is from RefSeq and is a predicted model, not a curated record. Bases 78 to 1046 code for a protein of 322 amino acids. Gene Ontology annotation, molecular function: sphingolipid delta-4 desaturase activity. Gene Ontology annotation, biological process: sphinganine metabolic process; ceramide biosynthetic process. Gene Ontology annotation, cellular component: membrane. Lineage: Eukaryota; Metazoa; Chordata; Actinopteri; Pomacentridae. The transcript is spliced from 3 exons.